CCUUCCGGUCUAGUUUCUGGUCGGAGGCGGUUACGGUGAGUUCUAGGGGGACUUCCUGAGAGCUUCCCUGCGGUGCUUGGCGGGAUUUGUUUUUACCCGAGUGGAGCUCACGUCGUCUCUGUGGCUCCUCCGAGCCUCUGCGGUGUGCACAGACCGUGCAAGGGGACCCUAGGAAGGACGCGAGGUCACCUGGACGCUGGGAAAUGGACCCAGUGGUCUUUGAGGAUGUCUGUGUGAACUUCACCAAGGAGGAGUGGGCUUUGCUGGAUCUUUCACAGAAGAGACUCUACAGAGAUGUGAUGUGGGAAACCAUCAAGAACCUAAAUUGUACCGGGAGAAAUUUAGAAGACCAGAAUAUUGAAGAUCAGUUUCAAAAUGUCAGGAAAAAUCCAAGAAGUCAUGUAGCCCAGAGACUAUCUGUAAGGAAAGAUGUUCGUCCAUAUGGAGAAACCAUCAGUCUUGUGGCAGACAACCACCUAAAUGCGCAAACGCCUCCUGGACUUGAACUGUGUGAAAGCCGUGCGUGUGGAGAAGGUUUGGUUCAUUCAUCACUUAAUAGGCCCAUCGGAGCGCACAGAGGAAAGAAACCGUCUGAUUGUAAGGAACACAGAAAGAAGGCAUAUAAACAUAAGCAAUAUGAAAAACCCUUCAUUUCUCUUGAAAACGUGGGGAGACGCACAAGAACGCAAAGUGGCAUGGGGCCUUAUGAAUGCAAGAUAUGUGGGAAAACUUUCCAGUGCCUCAAUUUAUUUCACUGUCAUGCAGAAACUCAUCCUGUAGGCAAACCCUAUGAAUGUAAGGAAUGUGGGAAAGCCUUCUUUCAGUUAAGUUUCUUUCGAAUCCACGAAAGGAGUCAUACUGGAGAAAAGCCCUAUGAAUGUAAGCAGUGUGGGAAAGCCUUCAAGUGUUUCGGUUAUUUACAAAUUCAUAGGAGAACGCACACUGGAGAGAAACCCUAUCCAUGUACGCAGUGCGAUAAAGCCUUCCGUUGUCACGGUGACUAUCGAAGACACGUGAUGACACACACAGGAGAAAGACCCUAUGAAUGUAAGCUAUGUGGAAAGACUUUCAGUCGUGCCUUUCACUGUCAAAGGCAUCUAAUAACUCACACUGGAGAACGACCCUACAGAUGUGAGGACUGUGGUAAAACAUUUCCUUUUCUCGCACAUCUUCAAAAACACAGGAUCACUCACACUGGAGAUGGACCUUACAAAUGUAAAGUAUGUGGGAAGGCAUUUCGUUGGCCCAGUUCCUUUCACGAGCAUGAAAGAACUCACACUGGAGAGAAACCCUAUACGUGUAACGUGUGUGGGAAAGCCUAUAGUUGUUCCCGAUAUUGUCGAAAACAUGAAAGAAUUCACACCGGGGAGAAACCCUAUGAAUGUAAGCAGUGUAGGAAAGGCUUUAUUUCUCGCAGAUCCCUUCAAAAACAUGAAAGAAUUCACACUGCAGCGAUACCCUGUCAAUAAGCAAUGUCGGUAAACCUGUCAAUAUGCCCAUCAAGUAACAAUACCUGAAAGAACUCAUAUUAGGGGGAAAUUUUGUAUAUGUAAGGAAAGUGGGAUGUUUUUCGCAUCCAUUACAAAUAUAUGAUAGAGGGGCUGGCAGAUGGAAUGGUGGCUGAGGAUGUUGCAUUCCCAUACAGCAACCGUGGUUUGACCUGGCGGCUUACUUUCUUGCUUUCUCUCUGCCACUCUCUGGUCAAAUUUAAAAUAAAUAAGUAAACAAAGUUAAAUAAAAUAUUUAUUUAAAAAAAUUUUAAUACAUGCUAGAACUCAUACUUAAGACAAACCUUACAAAUGUAAAAAAUGUUGGAAAGGGACCAGCAGAUGGUGUGGUGGUUAAGGUGCUGGAUACUCCCAAC
This is a messenger RNA of Tupaia belangeri chinensis (Chinese tree shrew), 1864 nucleotides long. RefSeq names its product zinc finger protein 627-like. Gene Ontology annotation, molecular function: DNA-binding transcription factor activity, RNA polymerase II-specific. The transcript has 4 exons. Gene Ontology annotation, cellular component: nucleus. The record is from RefSeq and is a predicted model, not a curated record. NCBI's taxonomy places the organism in Eukaryota, Metazoa, Chordata, Mammalia, Scandentia, Tupaiidae. The coding region runs from base 204 to 1469 and encodes 421 amino acids. Gene Ontology annotation, biological process: regulation of transcription by RNA polymerase II.